AAACACUUCCUCUUAGACCUCAUAGUUGGGAUGGUUGAGCUCGAGCUGCCUCUUUAGAAAUGCGUUGCUGUUGAGUCUGAUUCUGCGUGUUUGUUAUUCAAACCGUACAGCAGUUGUCGACUGAGCAGUUUUUAAGUCAUCGCUCAAGAUGGAGGUCAAGAAAAAGAACUUUUUGGGUAACCUGCGUCUGAAAACUAAGCUGGUUAACCUGAAGAAGCCUAGGAGAAAGAACCUUGCCAAGCAAGGAAGAGGGCUGGCCCAUCGGCGCAGUAUUUCUGUACCAGACCUCAGGUUUGUGCCAAGCGAAUCAUUUUCUUCUGACAACCCAGAUGAGUCCACUCCUUCUGAUGUCAUCUUUUUUGGCCACUCCCCUAGUCAAAGUGAUACAGAUUCUGUUGCAAGUGGUUCGCUCGUUGAUGGACAACAGAUCACAGACAAACCAUACGAUACAUUCUCAGAAAAUCGACUCAAAGUUCCCAAAGAUCGCACGGCUGCUGCUUUAAAAAGAAUAAGUGCACCAACAUGGUCACAGAGUCUUUAUGAAGAAAUCGAUGAAAUGUUAUAUACAGGUUCAGAGAUCAAGCUGGAUUUAGCUCAAGAAGGCUUGUACGCACAAGUCAACAAAAAAACCAAGGGGAAUGCACCUAAAUUCAGCUUCGACCCUUAUCCUCCACCAAGAUCUGCUUUCCCAAAAGCACUUACACCAAGACCAGACCUGGUAGACAGAGAGAGUGUCUAUGUUGAAGAUGCCACAGCAGACAGAUUGCCAUCAAGCACUGUAGCUGCAGUAUUGGCAAGAGCAAGCUCAAUGGGAGACCAAGUUAACCCUUACACAGACAGGAGGCCCGCAUCAGUUGACUAUAAAAGGCCAUCGUCUGAAAAAGGAACUCCGCCAGAAACCAGAGCAUCUCGCAUAGAUACAAUGUCUCAGAUGUUGGAUACUCUGGGUACUCCUUUGGAGAGGUCAGAUGGUACCUCUCAGGACUCUACCUGUGGCUCUCCCAAUGACGAGCAAGCCAAUAUGCCCUGGACAACAGAUUCGGAGGACCUGGACCGAGAACUUUGCUCUCCCUUUCUGAUGAGAGACUUCACCACCGAAGAGAUUCUGCUAGAACAAUUCCAAACUGAGGAGGCCAUGGAAGAAACCGCAGAGAUGUCCAGUGAAACAUGUGAUUUUUUUGAUGAGAACAUGCAAGAUCUUCUGGAAAACUCUUCUGUUACAACAGGGGGGACUGACGUCCAGGGACCCCUACCCUGCCAGCGAUACCUCCUGAGCGUCAACAUCAAGCAGGGAAGGAACCUGGUCGCCCGAGACAAGCGGUCUGGGACCAGUGAUCCUUAUGUGAAGUUCAAACUUGAAGGAAAACAGUUUUAUAAAAGCAAAGUGGUUUACAAAAGCCUAAAUCCGCGGUGGAAUGAGAACUUCUUCCAUGCUCUCCGAGACAGAGAGCAUGACGUGGAUGUCCGGGUCUACGAUAAAAACAGAACUGCCGAUGAGUUCAUGGGUUCCAGCUCAAUUUCCUUGAAAAGUCUGGAAUUGUACAAAACAUAUGAAUUGGAGUUGCGUCUUGACGAUCCAAAAAGUAAAGAAGAUGACAUGGGAGUUAUUAUUGUUGACAUCUGCUUAAUGUUCAGAGAUGCUACGAUCAAAAGAACCCCAAGAUGGCCUCCGAGGAAGAAUAAGCAGAACCAGGCCACACCAACCCAGCGUCCAAGUGAGACGCAGAAAAUUCAGCUGAAGAACCAGAAGUGGACUGGAGUGCUCGGUAUCACCUUGGUGGAGGGACUGGACCUGCCGCAGCAUGGCCAUGGGGACAUCUACGUCCGCUUCCGCCUUGGCGAUCAGAAGUACAAAAGCAAGAACCUCUGCGUUCAGGCCAAUCCCCAGUGGAGAGAGCAGUUUGACUUCAAUCAGUUUGAAGAUAACCAGGAACCUCUGCAAGUGGAAGUAUACUCAAAGAGAGGGAGGAAGGGUGAGGAAUCAUGGGGGAUGUUUGAGAUUGCCCUAUCGAGACUUCCGCUUAAUGAGAGGCAGCUCUACACUCAUGUGCUGGACCCAGGAAAGGGCAGGCUGGUGUUUCUGGUCACCCUAAGACCCUGCUGGGGAGUCUCCAUCUCUGACAUUGAAACAGCUACCUUGGAGAGCCCUGAUGAGAGAGACACAGUAGAGGACAGAUUUAGCCUUAAGAACACGCACAAGUGUGUGGGAGAGGUUGGCUUCCUUCAGGUCAAAGUCGUGAAGGCAAAUGAUCUUCCUGCCACAGACCUCAAUGGAAAAAGCAACCCUUUUUGUGUUGUUGAGCUCGGAAACUGCAAACUUCAAACCCACACAAUUUACAAGACCGUCAAUCCAGAGUGGAACAAAGCCUUAACAUUCCCAAUAAAGGACAUUCAUGAUGUGAUAGGUUUGACUGUCCUCGAUGAAAAUGGAGACAAAGCACCAAACUUUUUGGGGAAAGUAGACAUUCCAUUACUGACCGUUCAGAAUGGGCAGCAGAUAUGUCUGGUGUUGAAGAAAGAAGACCUUGGGUGUGCAUCAAAAGGAACCCUCACACUGGUGCUGGAUGUUAUCUAUAACAAAGUCAGAGCUGGUAUCAGAACCUUUAAACCAAAGGAGACAAAACUAAUGGAGGAAAACCAGAAAUUCUCCAAAAAGGUUCUUGCCCGGAAUAUAUAUCGGGUUCGAAAAAUCAGCACAGCAGUUCUGUACACGUUACAGUACAUUAAAAGCUGUUUUCAAUGGGAGAGCACGCAACGGAGUCUAAUAGCCUUUCUGAUCUUCCUUGUGACGGUGUGGCACUGGGAGCUCUUCAUGCUGCCCCUCUUCCUGCUGCUGCUCAUUGGCUGGCACUACUUCCAGCUCUCUGCAGGGAAGGCCAGCUCCAACCAGGACCUGGUGAACAUGAGCAUGGGUGAUGAAGAAGAGGAAGACGAGAAGGAACCGGGAAAAAAAGGUUUGAUGGAUAAGAUACAUAUGGUGCAGGAAGUAGUGCUGGUUGUCCAGAACGUUUUGGAGGAAAUCGCAAACAUCGGAGAGAGAAUCAAGAACAUAUUCAACUGGUCUGUCCCAUUCCUGUCGUGCAUGGCUUGCUUGAUGCUGUUUGUGGCAACAGCACUGUUAUAUUAUAUCCCACUGCGAUAUAUCGUGCUGAUAUGGGAUGCACAGGGAUCAGACAGUAGCAGAGGAUUUCUCUUCUCAGUGUGGGCUGAUGUAGCAGAGGCGAAGCCUAAGGCGUUAACAAAUUUACCAAGAGGCUGCGCAACCCACAUACUAUUGACAAUAAUGAAAUACUGGAUUUCCUCAAGAGGGUGCCUUCUGAUGUUCAAAAGGUGCAGCACAGCACGCUCAGAGCACCCACCAGCCAGAACCAGCCGCGGAAGAAAAGGUAAGCUUGGCGGACACGCUGGAUGAAAGGCUGCUCUUCUUUUUGAAUAUUGUACAACGCAGUCCACCUGACAACAAUGCUCCAGUGCCAGGAGAGCCCAUGACCCUGCAUCCCCCACCACACCACCCUAACUCUGCCCCCUGCUGCUGAGGGGCAGCCGGUCGCUCUCUGGCUUGUGUGUUUGCCACCCCCCUGACAGAGGCUGUGAACUGCAGCAGCGAGGAGGCCAGCACAUGGCGCUGUCAAUCACGAGCCUGGAGGUAAAGAAAAGAGAGCGCUGCAAGGCUGAGCCUUCAUCUUCGGAUAUCAUUUAGAAAAGGAAUGAAAAGCGUCGGGUUCGUCUUACCUUAGACCUCCACAGUUUUAAGAAAUAUGCCUUCAGGUUAAGUUAAUACAGGCCUAUCAAAAAUCAUGUUAAUAUAAUUAAAGGACAUAUCGCAAUUUAUUUUUUUAAAUAGUCAAAAUAAUAUGUUUAGUUGCACAUAGUUGGACUUGCUGUAUAUAAUAUAUUACUUUCUUCAUUUUCUCUCUGAAACAAAUAUAUAUUUAUGUAUUGCAUGUGUUUUAUUGCUAGCUGCCUUUAUGUGUAUAUAUUUUUACUCAGUAUAUAUCUGCAUCAUCAAAUGGAGAAUUAGCAGAAAUGCUGAAUAAAGAAUGUGAUCAGUUUGA
Molecule: messenger RNA, 4055 nt
Organism: Eleginops maclovinus (Patagonian blennie)
Lineage: Eukaryota; Metazoa; Chordata; Actinopteri; Perciformes; Eleginopidae
Gene: mctp2a
Product: multiple C2 domains, transmembrane 2a
Exons: 24
Coding region: 149-3412 (1087 amino acids)
Biological process (GO): regulation of neurotransmitter secretion
Cellular component (GO): synaptic vesicle membrane
Molecular function (GO): calcium ion binding
Source: RefSeq, a predicted model, not a curated record